Messenger RNA from Trypanosoma conorhini, 1611 nucleotides. RefSeq lists its product as uncharacterized. Bases 1 to 1611 code for a protein of 536 amino acids. Lineage: Eukaryota; Euglenozoa; Kinetoplastea; Trypanosomatida; Trypanosomatidae. The transcript has a single exon. Gene Ontology annotation, molecular function: RNA polymerase II C-terminal domain binding; mRNA (2'-O-methyladenosine-N6-)-methyltransferase activity. The record is from RefSeq and is a predicted model, not a curated record.
AUGAAGCGGCACGGCGUUGACGGCGAUUUGGACCCCGCCCACCCCGCCUUGUGUUUUCACCGCGAGGUGCUGACCUUCUUGAAGUGGGCGGCCAUUCGCCGCGACUUUCUGGAGGCGCUGCAGGCCUCCCCGCGCCUCCACUUCCUUGAGCCGCGAAAGCUCUGGCGCCACAGUCAAGAGGCGCUGGGGAAGUGGGUCCUCUCGCAGGUGGCCCGCGACACACGCAGCGGCACGGAAGAACCCGCAGCGUCCCCCUCCUUCCUCCCCACACGGGCCACGUUGUCGGGCGGCACGUACGACGAGCAGCUCAUCCGCGAUAUUUCGCUAAAGUGUGAGGACUCCGGCAGCGCGGAGGUUGUGGCGGAGGUCAAAGCGCUACUCGCACGUUUUAACCUGUCGCAGCGCUGCGAGGACGCGGCGGCCGCGGUGCUGCGGGAGCUGAGCUCCACGAGUCCGUCCAUGUACUGCGUCCCCUCGCUGCGCAUCAUUGACGCGGCGGAGGAGCGAAGCCGCACGGCCUCGCAGCGUCGGGUGCAGGGCUCCGUUGCGGAGAUUAGCGCCCAGUGGCCGAAGCACGCGAGGCACAGCUGCCCGCCCGUCUCUCUCCCGCUGCUCGCUUACAAAAAGCUUGAAAUGUGCUACACUCAUUUUUCAGAGACGGCAGAGGCUAAGCGAUACCCCAGACUGGACCAUGACAGCCGCUUUCUCCUUCGCGCGGCGGCGGUUGCCCUACGCUACGAAGGAUGCCUGGCAACGGGGUCACUGCAGUUGUGUGCUGACACCAGACUAAAGCAGCAUCUGCACGCCGCUGGCUACCAUGUGAUGGACCUGUGCGCCUCCCCGAUUAAUGCGUACAUGGGUUCACCCAAGGCUGGCUCCCACAGCACCCUUGGCGAGGAUGGCUGUGAAGACGAGGGCAGCGGCAAGGAAGCCUCGGCUCUCGAAGCUGAAAACACACCCAAUCACUUUUGCAGUGCGUUUCCUGACACCGAUUGCUACUUCGGCAGCCUUGGUAGUGCGCUCCAGUUUGACGUUGAGGCCGCCUACAACUCGCUUGAGGUGAAUCCGGAAAAGAAGCCUCUGCUGCUGACGCUUGAUGUGCCGUACGAUGAAGACAUCUGUGAACGGCUCUUCUCAAGGCUCGUUCGUGACAUGCAGUGUGCUGAGGGAAAGAUGGCGAUGCAGCAAGGAAAACCGUCGCCCCCGCCAUACAUUGCGGACUACGUGUUGGUGUUGCCGCUGUGGUGGGAUGUGCCAAUGCAGCGAAGAAAACGGUUGUUUGGGGUGGCUGGUGGUGCUCCGCCUUCCUCGGAGGAGGAGGAGCAAAAAUUACUGGACGCCGUCGUCAAGGAGCGCAGUGCGAUUCUGCAUUGCGGAUACAUCGUCCCAUAUGAGUGGCCACAGCAUCUGGCGAAGGCAGCUGGGAAAAGCUGGGUUUGCUUUGAUGGCGUUUUCUUGGGUGAUAGCUACAAGUAUUUCUGUACCGCGACGAAUAAGUGGCUGCAGGGGGUGACCGCCGCGGAAGUCAUUGGACUGUCGCAGCCGCGAGCAGACGCAGACGGCGGCCACUGGCUUGAGACGCAGUUGGCCGCCUUUUAUGGGGGUCAGUAG